ACGAAGAGUCAAAGAUUUUGUUUGGCAAACUGGACGAAGCCCAAACCUUUCGAAGCCCACUCGCCUACAAUCCCAUUAAAAUAUCAAACCGAGAGUAAACCAGACCAAACCGAAAAUCACAAACUCACAGAUCCCAAACCGAGAGUAAACCAGACUCCGAUUUUGGUCAUCACUUGAUUCGUUAUCGUUCUUCGCCGGAGCUCAGCGUUAAUACUCUGUAAUGCUCGAUCCGCGGUAACACAAGUCAGUGACCUACUCCGGCGUUCCGAUUAUGGCUAGCCUUCUUCGAUCCUUAAUCCUUUUGUUAAUUGUGCAAUCGUUUUUGUUUGCGAUCGCUUUUGGGUCGAACGAAGUUGAAGAAUUCAGCGAGGCAUUGCUCUUGAAGCCUUUGCCUGAUCGAAAGGUUUUAGCUCACUUCCAUUUCGAAAACCGAGCUCCUCCUUCAAAUUCCCAUGGCCGCCAUCACCAUCUCUUCCCGAAAGCUAUUUCUCAGUUGGUUCAGAAAUUCCGGGUCAAGGAGAUGGAGUUAUCUUUUACUCAGGGUCGUUGGAAUCAUGAACAUUGGGGAGGAUUUGACCCUCUAUCAAGUAUGAACGCAAAGCCUGUUGGGGUGGAGCUUUGGGCUGUGUUUGAUGUUCCUCAGUCUCAGGUUGAUACUUCUUGGAAGAACUUAACACACGCACUGUCAGGGCUUUUCUGUGCUUCCAUCAACUUUCUUGAAUCUUCCACUUCAUAUGCUGCUCCUACAUGGGGGUUUGGGCCAAAUUCGGAUAAGCUGAGGUAUGGUUCACUGCCACGGGAAGCUGUUUGUACUGAGAACUUGACCCCAUGGCUAAAGUUGCUUCCGUGUAGAGACAAGGAUGGCAUUUCUGCGUUAAUGAAUAGGCCAUCUGUUUACAGAGGGUUUUAUCAUUCUCAGAGAUUGCAUUUAUCCACGGUUGAGUCUGGUCAAGAGGGAUUGGCUUCUGGCAUAGUGCUGGAGCAGACUCUUACUGUUGUUCUUCAGCCUGAGACUACUUCUGUUGAAUCAAAUAUGCAGCCAAGUUGGUCCAUCAGCUCCCUCUUUGGGCGAAAAGUAGUUGGGAGAUGUGUUCUUGCAAAGUCAAGUAAUGUGUAUCUUCAAUUGGAGGGUCUUCUUGGUCACGAAUUAAAGAACGUGGAUACAGAAAUAGAAGCACACGAACUCUGGAAGAAUGCAGAGUUUGAAUUAUCUCUUAAGCCAGAGAGGGUUCUUCGAGAAAGCAGCAGCUUUCUUUUUAUCUUUGAUAUUGACAAAUCAAGUGACAGCGAGCCAUUUGAUCUUGGCCUUACUUGGAAGCUUCCCUCAAAGUGGUCAUGUCAACAAGCUCCAUUACACGCAAGUCGGUUUUUGAUGGGAAGCGGGAACGAGAGGGGUGCAAUAGCCAUCUUGUUAAAAGCGACAGAAUCUCAGGAGAAGUUAUCAGGCAGAGAUCUCACUAAUGGCCACUGUACAAUAAAAGCAAACAUUUUCCAGAUUUUCCCAUGGUAUAUUAAGGUUUAUUAUCAUAGUCUACAAAUCUUUGUUGACCAACAACAGACGACAGACAGUGAGGUCUUAAAGAAGAUCAAUGUCUCCCCAUCUACGGAUAAGGUGUCAUCUGGCAUGAUGGAGAUGAUGCUGGAACUACCAUGUGAAGUGAAAUCUGUAGCCAUAUCAAUCGAAUAUGAUAAGGGUUUUCUACAUAUAGAUGAAUAUCCUCCUGAUGCUAAUCAAGGAUUCGACAUUCCAUCGGCUCUGAUAAGCUUCCCCAAUCAUCAUGCUAGUUUAGAUUUCCAAGAAGAGCUCAGCAAAUCCCCCUUAUUAUCAAGUUUUAAGGAAAAAUCUUUAGUUCGCUCUUACACAGAAGUAUUGCUCGUACCAUUGACAACCCCAGAUUUUAGCAUGCCUUACAACGUAAUCACGAUCACAUGCACCAUCUUCGCAUUGUAUUUCGGAUCAUUGCUCAAUGUUCUACGUAGACGAAUCGGCGAAGAAGAAAGGUUUCUCAAAAGCCAAGGAAAGAAAACAGGUGGGCGGCUUAAGCAGUUAUUAUCGAGAAUCACAGCCAAGAUUAGAGGGAGACCAAAUGAAGAACAAUCAUCGUCAGAGUCGCCUGCAGCUCAAUCUUCGGUCUUGUCUAGUAAACUUAUCUUCAAAAUCAUAUUAGUUGCAGGAGCUGCUGCAGCGUGGCAAUAUUUUUCCACGGACAAGUAGACUAAACUUUGAAGAAAUACCAGUUGUACCAUAUGUAUCAACAAGAAGCAAUCAUAUCAUCGUCUCUUGUCCUCUUCAGACCAUUAUCACUUAUGAAACUGCAUUUCAACGGCGUUUUAGAACCGCUCCCUCCAAAACUAU
Arabidopsis lyrata subsp. lyrata is the source of this 2356-nucleotide messenger RNA. Its product is annotated as GPI transamidase component PIG-T. NCBI's taxonomy places the organism in Eukaryota, Viridiplantae, Streptophyta, Magnoliopsida, Brassicales, Brassicaceae. Gene Ontology annotation, cellular component: GPI-anchor transamidase complex. The transcript has 6 exons. The coding region runs from base 272 to 2215 and encodes 647 amino acids. The record is from RefSeq and is a predicted model, not a curated record. Gene Ontology annotation, biological process: attachment of GPI anchor to protein.